CCGCUUCUAGCAAUCUGCCUGCGAAAGCCUCUCAGUUUCUGCCCUCCCUGACGCCACUCCCUGCCUGCCUCUGCCCCCCGCCGCUCCGCCUUCCGUACCCUCAAUGGCGAAUCUGCCCCCGUCUCUCUCCAUCGGCUCCUCCUUCGGCGCGCCCUCCCCGCCACCCCCGCCGCCCCCCGCGCCCUCGGGGUCGUCGUCCGCGCUUCCCGCGGCGGCCGGAGUGAGGGACCGGAAGAUGGUAUCCGCGGAGCAGCUCGUGCUCGACCUCUGCGAUCCCGAGCUGCGCGAGAACGCUCUCCUCGACCUCUCCAAGAAGCGAGAGAUUUUUCAAGAUCUUGCUCCACUCCUGUGGCACUCCUAUGGCACGAUUGCUGCACUACUCCAGGAGAUUGUGUCAAUUUAUCCUUCACUUUCGCCCCCAACUUUAUCACCAGUUGCAUCAAACCGCGUCUGCAAUGCACUUGCACUUCUUCAGUGCGUUGCUUCACACCCUGACACCAGGAUCCCUUUCUUGAAUGCUCACAUCCCACUGUACCUAUACCCAUUUUUGAAUACUACCAGCAAGACAAGACCCUUUGAGUACUUGAGGCUUACCAGCUUGGGUGUCAUUGGCGCUCUCGUGAAGGUUGAUGAUUCUGAAGUUAUUGGGUUUCUGCUUCAAACUGAAAUAAUUCCUCUGUGUCUGCGUACUAUGGAGAUGGGUAGUGAACUUUCAAAAACAGUGGCCACCUUUAUCGUCCAAAAGAUUCUGCUUGAUGACAUUGGGCUGCGUUACAUAUGUGCUACUGCUGAGCGUUUCUUUGCUGUAGCUACGGUGCUGGCACAGAUGGUUCAGGCACUUGCUGAACAACCAUCUGCAAGAUUGCUGAAGCACAUAAUCCGCUGCUAUCUCAGGCUGACAGAGAACCAAAGGGCAUGUGCUGCGCUCAAUAGUUGCCUCCCCACCGUGCUGAAAGACGGGACAUUCAACACCUUCCUUCAGGAUGAUCAUGUAACAAGGCGCUGGCUCCAACAGCUACUGCAUAACAUGACAAUCGCCGGCAUGGGAGGAGGAAACUCUCAUGCCGGUAUGGGAGGGGGAGGAAGCCUCGCUGGCAUGGGAGGAGGAGGUUCUCAUGGUAGCAUGGGGGGAGGAGGCCCUCAUGGAGGCCUGGAUCACCUCAUGGGGCUGUGAACCAGGGCUGAGUGGCUGCUGCAGCAACUCAUCCAAGGGCCUGGGUUUGAACCAGCCAAUGUGUUGUAGCUAGGGGGAAACACCCCGGUGUUGUUUGUAGAUGAGUUGUUUGCUCAAAUUAAGGAUAGAUUUUGCCCUUCUUGUGGGAAGAAAAAGAUAGUGAACUACUAGGUAUGUUUCUAGCUCUAGGUGCUGCCUGUUUGGUGGCCUGCAUAUGGCCCUCUACUGUAAAAAUACAAUAAACUGGUGCAGAACCGCUCUCUGCUCUUGGCAAGCGUUUCCAAAGAUGGCGAGAGGCAGUAAAGAAACAUAACAGGCUUUUUUAUAACC
Brachypodium distachyon (stiff brome) is the source of this 1504-nucleotide messenger RNA. Its product is annotated as CCR4-NOT transcription complex subunit 9. NCBI's taxonomy places the organism in Eukaryota, Viridiplantae, Streptophyta, Magnoliopsida, Poales, Poaceae. Bases 104 to 1174 code for a protein of 356 amino acids. The record is from RefSeq and is a predicted model, not a curated record. Gene Ontology annotation, cellular component: CCR4-NOT complex; CCR4-NOT core complex; P-body. Gene Ontology annotation, biological process: mRNA catabolic process; negative regulation of translation. The transcript is spliced from 9 exons.